Messenger RNA from Dinoponera quadriceps, 7230 nucleotides. It is a transcript of the gene Picot, whose product is annotated as putative inorganic phosphate cotransporter. The transcript is spliced from 8 exons. The record is from RefSeq and is a predicted model, not a curated record. Gene Ontology annotation, molecular function: transmembrane transporter activity. NCBI's taxonomy places the organism in Eukaryota, Metazoa, Arthropoda, Insecta, Hymenoptera, Formicidae. Gene Ontology annotation, biological process: transmembrane transport; monoatomic anion transport. The coding region runs from base 2973 to 4553 and encodes 526 amino acids.
CAACUGUCUGACCAUCUAUUGCGCAUGUUCAUGUAAGAAAAAAACUGAUGAAAUAUUUAUUAUUUGAGAAACCAAACUGUUUGUUGAAUCAAACGUUUGUUUGAUGCGUUCUGAAAUAAUUGGUUUCGAUUAAAUAAAUUCUAUGAGAUUCAAGGAAAUCCUUUUCUCUGUGUAGAAGCCGAUUUAUUUUCGUUGAAAAAGAAAUCAUCUUUUAGGAUACGCUCACGUACGAGGAUACAAAGUCCACGUGUAUAGCGUGUCUCUUUAAAGAACCGUGUAGCGCGUUAGUUAAUCGUUCUCCACACCUGCAACACGCGAUCUCACACUUGCCCGCGACAUUUGUCGCACGUACGCAAGCGAAAUAACGCGAUUCACCGCACGUCGCAUGUACGAGGAAAUUAGACGGUUCCGCGCGCGAGCGGCUGAAAAUGUGCAGCGUCAUGCUUUCGAACAACGAGUCAUCGAUUGCACAAUGCGCACGGUCCUCUGAUUACGGAGAGUCGCUCGCGGGCGCCGGUCAUCGAGUGUAAUCUCCAUUUUUUGAAACUUUCGCCCAUUAUUGUACUUGUUUCACUAUCUAACUGUUGCUCGCCUAUUAUCGUCAAUUAACGUUUGGCUCGGCUUAAAUCGUCAAUUACUUAACACUGAUUAGAGGAAGUCCCUCCUCUCCUUUAAUUUGCGACGGGUCGCAUAUUUGCGCGCCGAUCGCUUUGAACGGGCGCCGCGUUGCAUAUGCAGCAAUCAAAUCAAUUAUAGACAGCGACGACUGCGAUUCACGCUUAUACUGCGACGAGCAGCAUACUCGAGCUUCAAAUCAACUCUCCGUCGCGACGAAAUGAAGCCACAAGCGGGCAUUUACUCGUUAUCCCACCUACGGAAAUUCCUUCAGCGUGGAAAAUUUCUUUUCGUUAUACGAGAGAUUUCGUCGAGAAGCCCUUCAUUCAUUCAUUUUGAAACUGGCACAAAGUUAUUAUUUCUUAAAGUUCAAUUAACUUCUAUGUCACGAGACCGUCUGCUUACGACGAGAAAUCUGCUGAGGGAAAUAUCUCGAAAGAAAGAAAAUUUGUGAUGUGUGUACAUCGAUUAUCCUAAUUACCAUCAACACUUUUCCGUGAUAAGCGUCGACACACCUACCGUUAUCAGCGUCCAAACGGGAAUACCUCUUAUUGUGGAAUAGGGAAACACGUCAUACGCUUACGAAACGUUGUACCAAUUAUGGCAGGUAAUGUGGUAAGUAGGUCCGUCAUACCGGCGAUCAUCGACAUUUUGGGCCGUGAUAAUAUCUCGCAGUGAUAUUUCCAGAAUGCACGCAGGUGCACGCUGGACUCUGACGUGGGACAGCGUGUAAGUGCGUUUGUUUCGCGUCGCCACCGCGUGAUGACAGUCAGAAAUAAAGUCGCUCAGCGGGGUUAUUAAUAGCCGAUUGGUUUCGACGCGCCAAAAAUCCUACGCGGCUGUUUCGACCGAAUCAGAAGUCAAAUUGCGCACGGAAUCGCGCGACGAUCGCUGCUUGACGUUGCUUAUCGCGUUAAACGAUUAUAUUUUCCCGGUAUAUUCGUUGCGCGCAAUGAUAUCGUAUUUCCCUCGACACGAGAGAUCACUUACGAGAGUAAUUUAUGCCAAAUUUUAUCACUUCCUUGCAUCACUUUGUGUGCGAAAAAGAAAAAGGACGAACAACUAAGUGUGGAAAUUUUACGUUAUAAUAAUUAUAAAGUAAUUAUUUACUAUGACGAUAUUUCGAUUGAUUCGUUGUAGCCUCGCUUCGGGAAAAGUAAUUUCGUCAAUUCAAUAAAGAUUUUUUUACCUCCCGCGCGUAAUUUGUUUUGACGUGGUGCCAAGAUGAAUGGUAACUAGUCGGGCGACAUCCGAGAUCCCAAUUAAGCGGACGUAACGACGUUAUCUACGUAGUGACUCAGUGAGUUUUUCUUCGUUACGAUAUCUGACGUAAUCGUUGCCUUCAAUAAGGCAAGACUCCACAAUAACACUGUGUGCUUUUUUUAUUACGAAGUAGUAAUUCGAGUGAGAUAUUUACUUUCUCUCUCGCUGUUUAAAUCGGCACUUUAAAUCGCUCGUUCAUCAUACGCGGAACGCGAUCUUUACGGAAGAAUUUGAAUCCUUCAUUGAAUCGAUUUCCUUCGUUUUCCUUCGGAAAAACGCACGACAGAUUUUCCGAUAAAUGCGACGCGAGAGAACACAAGUUAAAAACGUAUCUCUCGGCUGGAUGGAAAUAGCGUUUUGAAAGUGUGCCAGUUCCAGGCGUACGUUACUUCAGAAUUUGAGAUUGAUUCGCGAAUGAGAUGUAAACGGAUUUUCCCAACGGCGGAAAGACGCGAUUCCCACCAUCUCGUCUCAAUUUAUCGCUUAAUUUGAAAGAUUAUUUGCGAUGUGCAAUCUCUGGCGAUACAUUUUACGUGGAGGAGAAUUCUUCGAAAUUAGAAAUUAAAACUCGUCAAGAUUAGGUCCAAGAAAUGAAUUGAAUUGUGUGUGGAAUUAAUGAUUGGUUAUCUUUUCUUAUCUAUGGACACAAAGUCGAGAAUUGGACAGUCACACGCAAACGUUGUCGCUAGUGAUGAAAAUUGUCCGAAUUCUCUUUUUAACCUUUGAAUUUCCCGUGAUCGCACGUGACUUUCGGCGCGCUGCGAUCCGAUUGGCCGGGCAGAUGGCGCCGCGCGCGUUCAACCGGCGCCGCGCGCUCGCUCGGCCGCCCGCCAAGUCGUUAUCGGCGUGCCCGGAGAGUAGUCGGUCGGUCGGUCGUUUCAUCAGUACGUCACGUACCGUCGUAUUCGCGCAAAAAACUUAACCUCGCCAUCUUCGUCGUCGUUCACCUUUGCCCGCGAAUGUCGCCCGCCGUUGUCACCGCCUGCCCCGUCACCGCAGCCGCCGUCCAACCGGUGUAAAAAAAGAACGCUCUCGCUUUUUGGCGAGUGAAACCGGCGCGACAGUCCGAGCAGUGUUGAUCGCUUUACAUCGCGAUGAGCGGCAGCAGAAUCAACAGCAGUGAGAACAGAGGACGAAAUGGCCACGUGCUGGUAUGGGAGCAACCCGGUCUCGACGAGGCGGAUCGACCCGCACGAAAAGGCUUCUUUGGAAGACGUCACUUUGUGACUUUUAUGUUGUUCCUCGGCAUGGCGAACGCUUACGUUAUGAGGACCAACAUGUCCGUGGCUAUCGUCGCGAUGGUCAAUCAUACGGCGUGCAUCGACAAACACGAGGAGGUGACGAACGAAUGCUCAGAAUAUGUCGUGAACGAAACCGCGACUGUGAAAGGCAGCAGCGACGGCGAGUUCUCGUGGUGCAGCAAGGAACAAGGCUACCUGCUCAGCGCGUUCUUCUACGGCUAUGUGAUCACGCAGAUACCCUUCGGUAUACUCGCGAAGCGCUACGGCUCCAAGUACUUCCUCGGAGUCGGCAUGCUGAUCAACUCGCUGUUCGGCCUGCUAGUGCCGGUAUCCGCGAAUUUUGGAUACUUCUGGCUGAUAGCCGUGCGCUUCAUUCAGGGCUUAGGAGAGGGUCCUAUUGUGCCUUGCACGCACGCAAUGUUGGCCAAGUGGAUACCGCCCAACGAACGCAGUAGGAUGGGUGCCUUCGUCUAUGCCGGUGCGCAAUUCGGCACGAUAAUCUCCAUGCCGUUGAGUGGGGUACUGUCCGAAUACGGAUUCGCAGGCGGUUGGCCGUCGAUCUUCUACGUGUUUGGAACUGUCGGCACCUUGUGGUGCAUAUUCUUCCUCAUGUUCGUUCACGAGGACCCUGAGAAGGAUCCGCACAUUGCAGAGGACGAGAAAAAGUACAUCGUGAGCGCUCUGUGGGGUAGCGCCGGCNCCCCCCCCCAAUUAAGAGGGACCUCUCCACCGGUCCCGUGGAAGUCAAUUGUAACUUCGCUGCCAUUCUGGGCUAUCUUGAUAGCGCAUAUGGGUCACAAUUACGGAUACGAAACCUUGAUGACCGAACUUCCGACGUACAUGAAGCAGAUUCUUCACUUUGAUAUCAAAUCGAACGGCUCAGUUUCGGCGCUCCCGUACUUAGCCAUGUGGAUCUUCUCUAUGGUGAUAUCUCACAUCGCCGACUGGAUGAUUUCGUCGGGAAAAUUCAAUCAUACCAGUACUCGCAAGAUCGUCAACAGCAUCGGCCAGUAUUCACCGGCCGUGGCAUUGGUAGCCGCCUCGUACACUGGUUGCAGUCGUUGGUUGACAGUAACCCUUUUGACGGUCGGAGUUGGUCUGAACGGCGGUAUAUAUUCCGGUUUUAAAGUCAAUCAUCUCGAUAUCUCGCCAAGGUUCGCCGGCGUUUUAAUGUCCUUCACCAAUUGUCUGGCUAAUCUUGCUGGUCUACUCGCGCCCAUCACAGCUGGAUAUAUCAUCACGGGAACGCCGACGCAAGCGAAAUGGAGGACCGUAUUCAUGAUCUGUGCUGGCGUUUAUAUCAUGUGCGCGACAUUCUACGCGAUCUUCAGCUCUGGCCAGAGACAGAAGUGGGACAAUCCAAAUAAGGACGACGAGAAGAGCGAUAAAAGGGAGGUGGAGAGUGUUACUGUUAUGAACGAGACUCAACAUUGACAACACGUUUUACCGAUAAGAUCAGUGAUGAUACGAGGAGAUUGACACUGAUGACGCGACGAUCAAGUCCGCCUGGCCAUUUCUGCCUGUAUACAUUCAUUCCCUCCAUGUUAUUUAGCUGUUGGAACGAACGAACGAGCUACAAUUAAGGCGUUCAAAGAUUAAUCUCGGAAUUUCUUUUUUUUUUCUUUUUUUAACGCGGAGGUGCAAAAUUUUCACGAUAAUCGUAGUUCACUUAUAAGUCUUCAUACUUUUGUAUUUGAUUGCAAAAGUUACAUACCAAUUGCUGUAGUGUUAUAGCGUGUAUGUCUCGUAUUAGGGACUUUGUGUGUGUGUGUGUGUGUGUGUGUGUGUGUGUGUGUGUGUGUGUGUGUGUGUGUGUGUGACGAGAGAGAAAAAGCGGGAGAAUGCGAACAUCGGGAAACGAGCGAAAGAAAAAGAAAGGCAAAUAUAUUGCCGUGUCCUAAAAGGAUGUAUACUCAAAACCGAGCUACCGGUUAAGAAAAAGAAAAAAGCUUUGAUUUUCAUGCGUCAUUUCUUACUUUUAUAAUUUAUAUCGGAUAUAUAUAAAAUAAUUUCAGAUAUUAUGCAGAAGUAGGAAAUCUAGCUUUAAAAGCUGGUGUAUUAGAAGAACAAUGUGACAGAGAUAAACAUUUUUCUCGAAGCAGGAAAUGAAAAAUCAUUGUAAAACAGAUUUCUGAACUUGCCGGAAAUGUUAUCAUGACAAACGAGAGUCAACGUAUAUAUGGUUUCAAAGAGAGAUCGAAAGUGACGUUUCAACGUUCUCACCUACGUUGUUUUUCGAUUUUCGGGGAUCCGUACAGUUUCCAGAUCAAGUCUUUCUGAAAUGUUAUACCAACCUCGAGAGAAAGAGACUCUUGUGGUAUUAUAUGUGCAUAAAAUUUGCCUUCGACGGAACAUACACUCCGAUAAAUGCAAAAUCUAAUUUGGACAAUGAGCACACUGUCAGUUGAUUCGACCGAAACGUGUACCAAUACUUCCACGCUAACAAUGCAUCGGUCAUUGUACCGUGUGUUUGUGAAACGAAAUAUAUAUAUACAUGUAUAUAUAGUCGCAAAGAUUUAUACACGGUAGAUAAAGGGCAUUAUCUGUCGUAGUGCUUUUCCGUUGCUUAUCUUCAAGUUAGAUUUCGUGUUUGACAAACUUGGCAGCAGUAUUAGAAUUAAAGAUCCUCCAUCCUUGUUUGUUACGUCACUUUUUAUUAUAACUACUGCCAUUUUGUAUUGUGUGACACGGAGCAGGAGAGAUGAGCGUGGAAAAACAUGUGUUCCUCGUUCUCGUCUCGAGAGACUUUUACCGGAUCCAGACGCCGCGCCAACAGCACAGUGUACAAUACAACAAUGGUAUUUAUACAUAUUGUAGAUAUUUGCGCGUAGCUCCCCGUUAAGUUAUAGGAUAUUAGGUGAACCGUAGUUAUUUAUAUACAGCGUUUACGAAGGAUAUAUUGUUAUGUCAGUCGUACGGAAAUUAAAAAAUCGUGUCAGAUUUAGAUGAAAGGAUUUCGAUUUUACCUGCACAGUAGAGAAUGCAUUUUGUUCUUUUUUCGUAAAUCGAUGAAUAAUCUCUUUCUUAAGUAACACAACUCUCCGACGACAAUUGUGAUUUUUCCUCUUGUAGACUUUCGGAUAUCGAGGCUACAUACAUUUAUACUUAUAUAUUCGUAAUUAAUGUCAUCGUUGAUCCUAUCGUCUGAUGAAAUACAUAAUCACGCGGAACGAAUUCGAGUUUUUUCAAACUGUCGAGAAUAAGUUUCCAAGAAACUCAAUACUUCCUUUCUUGCUACGUAUUCUCACAAUGAUACGCAUUGUAUCUAGGAUGUAUUCAGCAUGACUCUUUGUUACGUUCUGCACGAGUUCCGAAUGAAAAAGAUGUAACCACGAGAUCUUUUCGCGUAAUUCAUAAGACGAAUCUUAUAGCGAUCGGCAAGCCGGAAAGUUGCAUAAAGCUGAAACAAGUUAUUGCAAGAUAUUUUUCCGAAAACUAUUCUGUUUGCGUUAGUUGAUUUAUUUAGCGGUGGUUCUGUAUAGAAAAACUUCGGAGAUUAUUUGAGAUAGCAGGAUGACGUUACUUGCGAGUUGGAACGUAAAAUCGUAUGCACAACUGUUUCGUGGUCAUGUAAAAGUGCCUUCGACCAUUAGCGUUUUCGUGUUUUCCUUUUAUAUAUAUAUAUAUAUAUAUAUAUAUAUAUAUAGAGCAUAUUAUAAGAUUGAUUUUCACGUUACUCCGACAGAAAGAAUACCAAAGUAUUUGCAGACUUGUUACUUCAAACUCGGGACAUUUGUCCCGAGUAUAAACACAUAAUAUAAACACAUUGAGAAAUAUGUUGCUUUGUUAAAAAUUGCCGAUGUUGGAAAAAGUAUCGUGGCUCUCGUACAUCAUGUAACGCGAAUAAUAAAUAAUAACUAUGAACCGACAUUCGGAGAACAAAAUUCGUCGAAAGAGAAGAUGAUGAGACAGUUACCCAAUGAUAGAUGAUAAAGUAGCUAAUUCAAUGCAAUAUUUCGCAACCCAUAUUUUUAUACAAAUAUUUAUGAACAUGUACAUACCACACAUAUAAUCCAUUUGCAAUGUUACAACGUUAUAAACAUAUUUUUAUUGUUGGGACUUUACAUGUGAUAGUAGAACUGCGGAUAAAUAAAACAUAAGGUACAAACUA